This is a messenger RNA of Arabidopsis thaliana (thale cress), 3694 nucleotides long. RefSeq lists its product as uncharacterized. Lineage: Eukaryota; Viridiplantae; Streptophyta; Magnoliopsida; Brassicales; Brassicaceae. The record is from RefSeq and is marked reviewed. Bases 487 to 2442 code for a protein of 651 amino acids. The transcript is spliced from 19 exons.
AUUACGCAGCGGGAAUAAAAAAACACCAAAUGCUUACAAGAAAUUUUCGAAAUUUGAAAGACCGUUCGUUUCGUUGUCUUUGAUUUCCCCUGCUGCAAAUUUGAUCAAAGAUCAUCGGAUUCAUCAUUCGGUAGCAGCAAUUAUCAAGUUCUCGUAAUCGUUUCUAUGCUCCGAGCUCCGUUUUGGGGACGCGAUUCAGAUACUGUCGAAGCUUCUCGAAUUUUCUAAAUAUAUCUCUUUCUCCUCUCUCGAAUCUGUAUGUUUUUUGAGGGAUUUCGUAGAAAUUUUACCUAGAUUCUUCUAGAUCUGAUCGGAAAUUUAGGAUUAGGAUUCAAAAUUUUCAGUCUCAGUGACUAAUUGAUAGUGAAUCGCAACCUAGUUAUGGAAUCGUUGGGUCGAAUUGUUCGUGGUGGCGUCGAAAUUUUAAUUUCGAAAUCUUUGUGCAGUCGUACAAUUUGAAAACUCUAAGAACCGGAAUUUCUACGAAUGCUGCAAUGGAUGGGAGGAUCGAGGCGGAAAGUAGCCGCUUCACACACGUCAGUGAAGAAGAGGCAAAAACAAUAUUUUGAGCAGAGGAGACAGCAACAGCAUCAGUUCACAGUUGGGUCUGAGAGCUGUAGUAAUGAUAUAAACAAUAGUAAUCAACACUUAAGAGAACACCAAUCUCUGGAUAUUCUCAAUUUGCUGAAUUUGUCAACCGCUACUCCUGAAUGCAAACCUUCUGGUCCAGAAAAUGGAAUGCAAGAUCUGGAUGCUGAUUUUUACAGCCUUAAGGACAACAUGUCCGGAGUAGGAAGUUCAUUUAACCAUAUAGCAGAACCUACUUCCUCUAAGAGGACUUUGUUUAGUAUCCCUGACAACCAGACAAAUGAUUUCAAGAAAGCAAACACUGACAACCAGACAAAUGAUUUCAAGAAAACAAACACCACCGCAGAUCUGAUGGAUGGCACUGAGCGGAAGUUAUCUGUCUUUGAUUUGGUUGGUGAUGAUCAUACAACAACCAACCUGGAAGAAUGUUCUCCGUCUGAGGCUCACAUGGCAUUUUCAGUCGAAGGAUUAGGUAAAAUAAACACGGAAACUCCAGUUAAUUCCCCACAACCAUCAGACAGAACUUUUGUGUACCGGUGCUCCUCUCCAUGGAAGGAUACUGGUCAACCAGAUACAUCACAUGUCAGGGGAAGGCUCAACGACUUUGAGAACGAAGUGGACACAAUGAUUCAAAGUAGCAAAAUGUUCCAAGAUGACAGCCUUUAUAGGUCUCCAAUUGGCAUACAUGCUAAAGAUGGGGGCAGAAAGCAAAAACUGCAAACUUUCAGUGAUCACUUGCACAAACAAUAUAGCGACUCUAGAAAUUACUUCUGUGACGUUGCAGAUUUCAACAACAGCAGGUUCUCUGACGAUGAAUGGAAUGCUAAGCCCGCCUUUCUUGAUGACGGGGAAGAUAGUUUUUACUGGAAGGCCGAACAGCCAUGCCAAAAGGAGAGUUUGAACCCUGAUUUCCUGAAAUAUUGCAAUGAUUGCACUGAGAGUCGCUCUUCUACAGAACACCAUAGGAAAAAGAAGAGGGAUUACCUGGAAACGACCUGGAGGUCCAACAUUAGAGAUUCACCAACUCGAAGAUCACAUCUUUUAAAAAGGAAUAUCGAUUAUCCAAGUUUCGCAAAGGCAGCAACCUCCGACUUUGAUUUUGACAAUGUAUUUGACCGACCGGUUUGGUCAUCCAUUGUACUUGAGGAAGAUAAAGACAGCCAUAGUUUGCGUAGCGAAGAAUCUUGCUCGUCUAGUGCAGUUUGGACCAAUGAAACCCACAAUUCACAGUUUGAGACCAACACAAGACAAAGGAAAAGGGAAACUAAUAAGUUUAGCAACCUUGGAGACAAAAAGUAUAUCAAUACUGACCUUUUCCAAGAAUCGUGGGAAGACUGGGAAGUGGAUGAUCAACAUAUGAAGAGACAAGUUAGGUCUGGAAAGCAGGGCAGACUAUCAAACUCAGGAAAGUUAAAAUCUACCAGUCAGAGAAAGGGUGGUCUAGACGCGUCUUACGAUUGGUUUGGAGAAGGAUUUACAUCAGCAGGAAUAAACUCAGAGAUUACAAGUGAGAGGAAUAAGCCAUAUCCUUUCCUAAACCCUGAGCGUGGUUCCUCUCACUGGCGUUCAUCUCGUGCCCCUGAUUCUAUUCCGGAAACAUGGAUUCCCAAGUUUUCAGUAGGAGGCACCGGAGAUGAUGAUGAUGGUGACCACGAUGAAGAGGACUAUGUAAACUGUUUAUCAGCAAACCAUAAAUCUAAACUAGCAGGAGACACAUGCGGUUUUGAGAAUGACACGUUAUCAGAGAACGAUAAUGAGCAAAGCAGAGAAGUAAAUCACCCAAAAAAUCAGGGAGAUGAGACCUCAUCAUCCAUUGCAAAGAGCCUCUCAGACGAAAAUGAGUAUUGUUGUUAGAUGUAACCCCAACAAGGAGGUCAUGGAAGCUCGUCACCAAAGAAACAGAGAAUCAGGAGAAAAGACAAGUAGAGACCCGUUCCAACAAAUGAUAAUGCUGGAAAGACGCACACUUCAGCUCGUUUGUUUUAACAAGGCAUUGCUUCUUGACUCUUUAAAAACUUAGGUAAGAAAUUCAUAUCCAUAUCUUGGGUCUUUAGUUCAAGUUAUCACCAAAUCUGAUAUGUUUCUUAAGCAUAAGGAAAAAAGUGUUAUUUUUGGUUAUAUCUUUCAUUGAGCAUGCACCACUAGGUUACACAGAUAUAAACACCAACCAUAUCUGGUUGUCGAUAUAGCGUUUGUACCUACCUUUUACAUGCAACCGUGUUUGUCACUUACCCACGUUCUGUCUUUACUAUUUGAGACGUUCUUGUUGGUCUAUACUUCAUGAAGGCAAAUAUAAUCACGUAAAACAUGUUUGUGACCAAAUUUAGGUAGACAUGGUUUUUUGCAUAGUGAGUUUCAUUUUUUGUUUUUUUUCCCUUUUAAAGAUUCCAAAUUCAUUCCUGUAACAUUAACACAUGCCGUUGAUUUUCACAAAAGCCUAUAUGGCUUAUAUAUGACAUAUUUUUACUCUGAUACUCGAUAUUUGAGUUAAUAAAGUUCAUAAUGCGUACUUUUCUUUUAGAAAUGUGGUAUACUUUAUUGUUUUUUUAUACUUUAAUUAUAUGAGGGGUAAUGAGAUGCCAUGAUAUUAGUAUUGUAAUUAUAUAUUUUAUGAAUAAGAUAAACAAAAAAAUGUCUAUUGCAAGCUGGGAACGUGAGCCCCAAUUACAGCUGUGUGUGUGUAUCAGGCAUUAUUGCAGUUUCUAUCAGUUGAUUCUGUUUCUUACAUGCCGUCCUACAAAAUCCUUUGCAUGUUAAUUAAUUACUUAAAAAAUAUCCUAACUAUAUUAUUUAUUUCUAAGUAUACAUAAAUAUUAGAAAAUAACAUGAUUAUGAUGUUGUGACCAGAGAAAAAAAAAAUCUUCAAGAUCACGAGUUUGAAUACCAAUGACAAAACAAUAACUCUUUAACAUGUUUUGGUCCCGAGUGUGAAUUAAGAAUAUUGCAGCUUAUGUUUUUGGUUAAAAGAGAAAAGAAGAAAGGUGAAUCAAGAAUAUUGCGGCUGUUUGUUUCUCAUGUGCAACAUGUGUGGUACGAGAUUGAUGAUUCUUGUUACGUUAGCCAACAUCGCGUGAUGACAACUAUUCUAAGACGAGGUUUCACAUGG